AUGGACGUGGGCAACCCGGACCUGUCCGUGGACGAUCGCAUGUCGCCAGGAUCAGACAUCGUCUCCAACCCAUGCCUCAAAUGCAUGUAUUGCUGUGGGAUGCUCAUCCCCAAGGUUCGCGGUAUUCCAGCUGAUGCGAAGCUGCUUUCCCUCGAAGAGCAGAACCAGUUGCUGGCGCCCCUUCAAGGAGCAUGGAAGCUUCGUCCCCUCGAAAGCGGCAGGCAACACACCAUCAUGUACACCGAUAUCUACGUUGAGGGCCCAAAAGUCAUCAUGAGUGGUGGCAUGCACAAUCGGACGCGUCACGUCGAUGGGCGACGAGUCACAGCUGCAGUGGCCAACAGGACCCAGGUGAUGUACAUCAAGUACUGGCGCGGCAGUGACGGCGUGCUGUACAUUGACCGCAUGGGAAGCAUCGUGGAGUCCUUUGAUCAACUCAAGAACGAGCUGCGCAUCAACAACGCACUGGGCAUCUCCUUCAUGUGGUAUCGAGAGAACACCGUCACCUCUCAACCAGUCGUCGCCGUCCAGCCCUCCAUCUCUGACGAGCUGGAGAAGCUGGUGGCGCUGCUCAAGGGCGGGCACAUCACCCAGGAGGAGUACGACGAGGCAAAGCAGAAGGUGCUCGCACACUGA
Molecule: messenger RNA, 636 nt
Organism: Salpingoeca rosetta
Lineage: Eukaryota; Choanoflagellata; Craspedida; Salpingoecidae
Exons: 4
Coding region: 1-636 (211 amino acids)
Source: RefSeq, a predicted model, not a curated record